Chanos chanos (milkfish) is the source of this 426-nucleotide messenger RNA. It is a transcript of the gene cenpa, whose product is annotated as histone H3-like centromeric protein A. The record is from RefSeq and is a predicted model, not a curated record. Bases 1 to 426 code for a protein of 141 amino acids. Gene Ontology annotation, cellular component: nucleosome. The transcript has 4 exons. Gene Ontology annotation, molecular function: protein heterodimerization activity; DNA binding; structural constituent of chromatin. NCBI's taxonomy places the organism in Eukaryota, Metazoa, Chordata, Actinopteri, Gonorynchiformes, Chanidae.
AUGAAGCACGGUGGCCCGUCGCGUAGACGAAAACCUGCCACCCCUAAACGCAGGUCACCCGCAAAACCUCCAGAGCCAACGUCCAGGCGUGUCAGUGGACCUUCAGGAGCUUCCCCGCAGAAAAAGAGAAGAUUUCGCCCAGGCACACGUGCUCUGAUGGAGAUCCGUAAAUAUCAGAAAUCCACGAACCUGCUACUGCGCAAGGCCCCCUUUUCACGACUGGUGCGUGAGGUUUGCCAGAUGUUCAGUAGAGGUCACCUGAUGUGGCAGGGUUACGCGUUGCUGGCCUUGCAAGAGGCAGCAGAAGCCUUCUUGGUUCGUCUCUUUUCAGAUGCCAACCUGUGCGCCAUCCAUGCCAAGAGAGUGACUCUGUUCCCCAGGGACAUCCAGUUGGCACGCAGGAUCAGGGGAGUGGAGAACAUGUGA